Chrysochloris asiatica (Cape golden mole) is the source of this 1887-nucleotide messenger RNA. It is a transcript of the gene NPHP1, whose product is annotated as nephronophthisis 1 (juvenile). The record is from RefSeq and is a predicted model, not a curated record. The coding region runs from base 1 to 1887 and encodes 628 amino acids. Gene Ontology annotation, cellular component: cytoplasm; cilium. Gene Ontology annotation, biological process: protein localization involved in establishment of planar polarity. The transcript has 18 exons. Lineage: Eukaryota; Metazoa; Chordata; Mammalia; Afrosoricida; Chrysochloridae. Gene Ontology annotation, molecular function: protein binding.
AUGCUGGCGAAGCGGCCACGAGAUCCCUUCCAGGCCCUGCAGCGCCGCAACCGGGAGCUGAAACAACAGGUUGAUGGUUUACUUUCUGAGAGCCAAUUGGAAGGGACUCUAGAAGUCAAUAAAAGGCGAGAUAUUUACCAAAGAAUUGGAACACUUACUGAAAGAGAUGAUAAUGAUUCUACUGAAGAAGAGGAGGAGGAAGAAAAUGAAGAAGAGGAAGACGAGGAAGAUGAAGAAGACAGUGAAGAAAGUGGUGAGGAGGAAAAAGGAACAGAAAAAGAAGACAGACAGGAAAAUGAUUCUCACACAGAGACAGCAAAUAACGAAUAUAUUGCUGUUGGAGAUUUUACUGCUGAACAAGUUGGGGAUCUUACAUUCAAGAAAAGGGAGAUUCUCAUAGUCGUUGAAAAGAAGCCUGAUGGUUGGUGGAUAGCGAAGAACACCCAAGGAAAUACAGGUCUUGUUCCCAGAACCUACCUGGAGCCCAAUAAUAAAGAAAAAGGUCUAGAGUCCAGUGAAGAAGGCAGUGAAGAAGAUGUGGAGGUCAUGGAUGAAACAGCUGAUGGAGCAGAAGUUAAGAAAAGAAAUGAUUCUCAUUGGAGUGCUGUUCGAAAAGCUAUCUCAGAGAUAAGCACUGUUGAUGUGCUAACUACCAUGGGAGCUAUUCCUGCAGGAUUCCGACCUUCCACACUCUCCCAGCUUCUGGAGGAAGGGAAUCAAUUUCGAGCAAGUUACUUCUUACAACCAGAGCUCACUCCAUCACAACUGGCCUUCAAAGAUUUGAUGUGGGAUGCUGAGGCAGGCACUAUUAAGUCAAGAACAAGUCGUGUUUCAUUGAUUCUGACACUAUGGAGCUGUAAAAUGAUUCCUCUCCCAGGAAUGAGCAUACAGGUUCUCAGCAGACAUGUCCGCCUCUGUCUGUUUGACGGUACCAAGGUUCUAAGCAACAUUCAUACUGUCAGAGCCACAUGGCAACCUAAAAAGCCCAAAACAUGGACCUUUUCUCCCCAGGUUUCCGGCAUCUUGCCAUGCUUGCUUGAUGGUGAUUGUUUUAUCAGGUCCAAUUCUUCAUCACCAGAUCUUGGGAUAUUAUUUGAACUUGGAAUUUCUUAUAUUCGCAAUUCAACUGGUGAAAGAGGAGAGUUAAGCUGUGCCUGGGCAUUUCUUAAACUUUUUGAUGCCAGUGGAAUUCCUAUCCCAACAAAGACUUAUGAGCUCUUCCUGAAUGGUGGCACCCCUUAUGAAAAAGGUGUUGAAGUGGAUCCUUCAGUAUCCAGAAGAGCACAUGGCAGUGUUUUCCAUCAGAUGCUGACAAUGAGAAGGCAGCCUCAACUUCUAGUAAAGCUGAGAUCUUUGAGCAGAAGGUCAAGAACUAUCCUAAGCCAACUGCCAGAAACAUUAGUUGGAAGUAUGUGCUGCAUUCACUUGCUGGUGUUUUAUCGCCAAAUCCUUGGAGAUGUGCUUCUGAAAGAUAGGGCAAGCUUGCCAAGUGCUGAUUUAAUUAGUAAUCCAGUACUGGCCACCUUCCCCAAGAUCUUGGACCAGCCUGAUAUUAUGGAUGCUCUCAGGAGUUCAUGGGCUGAGAAAGAGAGCACAUUAAAAAGAUCAGAGAAGAGAGACAAAGAGUUCCUGAAGGCCACAUUUAUCCUGGUUUACCAUGACUGUGUGUACCCACUGGUUCAUUCCACACUCCUGCCCCCAUUCAGAUGGGCGGAAGAAGAGACGGAGGCUACUCGAUGGAAAGUUAUUGCUGACUUCCUUAAGCAAAACCAAGAAAAGGAGGGUGCGCUCCAGGCUCUGCUGUCACCAGAAGGAGUUCACGAACCCUUUGACCUUUCCGAGCAGACCUAUGACUUCUUAGGUGAAGUAAGAAAGAACGCAACGUGA